Messenger RNA from Fundulus heteroclitus (mummichog), 7506 nucleotides. It is a transcript of the gene fam120c, whose product is annotated as family with sequence similarity 120C. The transcript has 17 exons. Bases 1119 to 4280 code for a protein of 1053 amino acids. The record is from RefSeq and is a predicted model, not a curated record. Gene Ontology annotation, cellular component: nucleus. NCBI's taxonomy places the organism in Eukaryota, Metazoa, Chordata, Actinopteri, Cyprinodontiformes, Fundulidae.
CCCUCCUCCCCUCCCACUCCGCUGGGCCGCGAGGAAGUCGCAAGAUGGCUGAUGUCGCUUGGAAGUAACGUUCCCCUCCGCAACAUGAAGCCGUGAGCGCGGACGAACGCGAGGGAGGCACCAUCGGGCUUUUAUUUUUAUUUUCUUUUAGUUCCUUUUCUUUCAGUUCGUCAAACAUCCAUUUCAUUCCGCGUCGUGUCCGCCCCGGACUCGUCUUCGGGAGUUGACGCGUCAAAAUCACGCCGGGGACCCUGCCAGCAAGCUAGCGGCUAGCCACCGUUAGCAAAUAGAAGUGCAGCUAAGCUAGCCUCACCGCUUUAGUACUUUGCUUUUUUUUCUCCUCUCCGUUAAACUGAUUUUAACCGCCGGCGACUCACAGCGCUGCGGCCACACGUCCGCCGGGCUUUCCCAUUUGCAGUGCACGACAAACGUGGCACAAAAAAAAAAAAAAACACGGCUGCCAUUAUAAGAAAAAAAAAAACACCAAAAAACAACGACUUUUUAAAAAUCUGAACACUAUGUCCGCGAACUGGCCGUCCAGCCUGCGCGGUUGCUAGCCUAGAACGCGCAGCCAGCCAGCACCGCGUCCGUUCAUGUGGACCAACCGGAGGGGGUUCUCGUCUGGUCGACAUUUCACGGCGGCGCCCGCCGCCCCGCUGCAUGCCCCGUUACUCGCCGUCGGCGUGACCGUGGAAGCGUGAAGCCCCACGUUAUGGGAGCGGGAAAACCGUUGAACUUUUUCUAGUCGGGAGGCAGCGACCCCGGCCUUGGCUGGCAGCGCACCAGGAAAACACCGACAGGGAUGGACACUAAUCCGCGCAGCCGCGACCAGCAGUGAGGCUCGCAUUUUGGGACAUUUACGGGGAUAAAACCCUCUUUAACCGACUCGUUAGUUUAACAGCCCCCCUUUACUACCCACCCGCCCACCCACCCGCCGGCCGGCCGACCCCACGGACCGGCUGCUUUACCGUUGAACUCUAAAGUACAGUUUGUCAAUACGGCGGAGACCAGUUAGCGCUGCUAGCUAGCGUCUCGCCCCACGUCACGCUACAAACACGGCGUUCAGAACGUACUCCGAAGCCGCUCCGGGCCACACGCACCGGCUCAACAACACCGUCAUGGGCGUGCAGGGCUUCCAGGAGUAUCUGGAGAAGCGGUGCCCCGGGGCGGCCGUCCCCGUGGACCUCCUGAAGCUCGCCCGCACCGCGGCCCGCCAGCCGCCCCACCACCAUCACCCGCACCACCACCACCACCCGCAUCACCCCGGGCCCAUGCCUCCCCCGCCGCCGCCGCCCGCCCGGAUCCUGAUCGACGCGGACUCCAGCCUGCAGCGGCUGUACGGCGGCUACCAGACGGACUGGGUGUGCGGCGGCGAGUGGAACGCCAUGCUGGGCUACCUCGCCGCCCUGUCGCAGGCCUGCCUCUACCAGGGCGGCCUGGAGCUCGUCGUGGUUUUCAACGGCACUCUGGGGAAGGAGCGCUGGCCCGAGUGGGCGCGGCGGGCCCAGGGCCAGCGGCAGACGGCGCAGCUGAUCGUCAACCACGUCGGCAGCAAGGCCACCCCGCCUCCCCGGGCAUGGUUCCUGCCCCCGGCCUGCCUCAGCCACUGCGUCCGCCUGGCCAUGUUCCGCUUCCGAGUGCGGGUCGUGCAGACGUUGGAGGACCACCACCAGGAGGUGCUGUCUCUCUACAGGGACUACGGCUUUUCUGGCCUGAUCGCUCAGGACUCCGAGUUCGCCCUCUGCAACGUGCCCGCCUACUUCUCCUCACACGCGCUUAAGCUGAGCUGGAACGGGAAGAACCUGACCACGCACCAGUACCUGCUGUCCGAGGCCGCCAGGCAGCUGGGCCUGAAGACGCAGCACCUGCCGCUGUUCGCCGCUCUGCUGGGGAAUCAUAUUCUGCCUGAUGAGGACCUGGCUGCCUUCCACUGGAGUCUGCUGGGACCAGAACACCCACUCGCUUCCCUCAAGGUGCGAGCCCAUCAGCUGGUGCUGCCGCCCUGCGAGGUGGUGAUCAAAGCUGUUUCUGAGUACGUGUCCUCCGUCAAAGACCUGGGAAACCUCGACGCCAUCGCCAGAGACGUCUUCAAACAGUCACAGUCACGAAUGGAGGACAAGGUGGAGCGCUUUAAGAAAGCUGUGGACUAUUUCUCAGCUGCAUCCAAGCCCCGCUCUCCUAACAUGGGGCCCUCGCCCUUCAUCUUACCCGGGUUCGGACCCGUUCCAUUUGGGGGACCACCUGGCCACAUGGGACCCAUCCCUCUAGGAAAGAAUCAGUUUCCUCCCCCGCAGGGUCCGGGCUUUAAGCCCCCGUAUCAGAACGCGCCGUACGGCCCUCCCUCCGCCCCGCUCUUCCACCCUCCCCAGCAGCCGCCCCCGGACUGCAACGACUCGCUGACCGGCAAGAUGGGCUUCUCCGAUUGGUCGGCGCCGUACGACUCGACGCAGAGCGGGAGUCGGCUUCCCAACCAUCACACCAGCGGCCAGUCUGGUCCCUCCCCGUCUCCGUCCUCUUCCUCCGACGGAGACGAGCCCAACGACAGCAACGCUAAUCAUCUGACAGACAAGUCGUCUCGGUGGGAGGAUCCGGCUGGAAGGGGGGGGCCGGCGCCCGGAGACGGUUCCCAGGGCAACGGGAGCGGGUCCAACAUUCCCUCACUGUUGUCGAUGGCGACGCGGAGUCACAUGGACAUCACCACGCCCCCGCUGCCUCAGGUCAGUGCCGAGGUUCUUCGUGUAGCUGAACACAGACACAGAAGAGGGCUGAUGUAUCCCCAGAUUUACCACAUUUUGACCAAGGGAGAGAUGAAGAUGCCGGUGUGUAUAGAAGACGAGUGUAACUCUGAGCUGCCGCCCGCCUCCCUGCUGUUCCGGGCCGCCAGGCAGUACGCGUACGGCGUCCUCUUCAGUCUGGCCGAAACCCACCGCCGUCUGGAGAGGCUCGCCCUCCGCAAGAGGACUCCCCUGGAAGUUCCUCCGGUCAUCGUCAAAGAGUGGAGCAGCGGGAAGGCCAAGUCGGCCCUGACACCGGAGCUGGUUCCGGCUCUGUGUUUCCGAGAGUGGACCUGCCCAAACCUGCGGCGGCUGUGGCUGGGUCGCGCCAGCGAGGACCGGUCCAGGAGAACCAGAGCCUUCCUGGCGUGUCUGCGCUCCGACUGCCCGGCCCUCCUAAACCCAGCACAGGUCCCCCAGCAUCUGCUGCUGAUGUGCUGCGUCCUCAGGUAUAUGAUGCAGUGGCCCGGUGGACGGAUCCUCCAGAGACACGAGCUCGAUGCCUUCCUGGCCCAAGCCGUCUCCAGCCAGCUCUACGAGCCCGACCAGCUGCAGGAGCUCAAGGUGGAGAAGGUGGACGCCCGCGGCGUGCAGCUGGCCGCCCUCUUCAUGGCCGGCGUCGACACGGCGCUCUUCAUCAACGACGUCUGCGGCCAGCCGCUGCCGUGGGAGCACUGCUGUCCCUGGGGCUUCUUCGACGGCAAGCUGUUCCAGAGCAAGCUGGCCCGGGCCGCCCGCGACCGCGCCGCCCUGCUGGACAUGUGCGAGGGCCAGGAGGAGCUGGUGUCAAAGGUGGAGAAGAUGCGCCAGGCCAUCCUGGAGGGCAUCAACCUCUCUCGUCCUCCUCCCCCGCCGCCUCCUCUGCCGCCUCCUGCCUUCCUGCCCCCCGCCAUGGUGCCCCCGUUCUACCACAUGCCUCUCUACCCGCCGCGCCCCAUGGGGGGCAUGCCCCCCCAUCACCCGCAUCACCCACAUCACCCCGGCCAGCACAGACCCAGAGCUUUCCCAGGUUGGUACCAUCGGGCCGGGCCGACUGACGAGCUUUCCCUCCUCUCUCCAGGCAUCCAGUCCAUCCCGCCUCAGGGAGGGAAGCUGGAGAUAGCCGGCAUGGUGGUGGGCCAGUGGGCCGGAAACAAGCCUCUCCGCGGCAGGGGGGGCUUCAACAUGCAGGUGGUCUCAGUGGGAGCAGGAAAAGGGAGGGGUAAGGAGAUUCCAGCGAAAGUAAAGGGAGCGAAAAAGCCAGCUGCCAACAGAACACAGACGUCUCCCCCCCCGCCCGGCAGUCCCUCCAAGCCCCCAGAGGAGGCGGACUCCGCGCCCGAGGUCUCCACCCAGCAGCUGAACGGCAGCUCAGCAGCCUCCGCCAUCGGCCAGCCCCUGGAGCCGGCCCAGCCAAUCCCGUGUGCCUUAGCCAGCAGAGACAACCAAUCAGAGGGGGCGGAAGUGGAGGCCCCCUGUUGCCUUGACGACUGCCCGUCUGACGGAGCGCUGCAGAAGGAGGAGUGACCGCGCCCUCGGCGGGACGCGGCGCUCUCAGAGUUAUGUGUUCGACUGCCUUUCCCCCGUUUUUGUAGCCCCCCCCCUCGUCUGCUAGCUGCCGCGCCGUCAGAGGGAGCAGGAAGUGACGCGGGCCCUUCCCUCGCCUCACUUCCUGCUGCCCUCUGAUAGGCCGAGGCAGCAAGCCGUUGCUCCCUUUUAUUUUACUCAUGUGGUUUUAAAUAGUUUUAUGAAGAAAGAGUUUCUCCAUGAGUACGUAAGCGCCCCCCCCCCCCACACACACACACCCUAAAGUCGUCCAAAAAGUGAAAAAAAAAGAAAAACUAAUCGUCACCGUCUCCCACUCAGAGCUCAAAGCUUCCCCCCCCCCCCCAUCAUCACGUCAGUUUCUUUGAGUUUUUAAUGGUCCUGCUGUUUAAAUCUACACACUGAUGUCAACGUUUUAAACAGGUGUACCAUUUUUUCUGUCCAGUGACCCCCCCUCACCCCCACUACACACACACACACAGAGUAUUAGCAUGUGUGCUAGCAACCCCCCCCCCCUCCCUAUAUAGCUUGAUUGGUUAAUUAUCACUGGAGCACUUCCUGGUAAUAGUGAGCUAUCUUACGUUGACCUAUGUAGCAUAGCCUGAAGCUUAGAUGUGCUGAGAGACCCCCCCCCCAAAUGAAUUUAUGCACCUUACGCCCUAAAGUAUGCAAGAUCGCCCCCUCCCCCCCCCCCUUUGUCCUUCUUGUCCCAAAGCUUUGAUUGUAUUAACCCAGCAAAAGCACUUAAUGUUGUAUUUUAAAGAGUCCGCUAAGCCCCUGUACGGUUGGAUGGGCGUGGUCCGGGCCGCUCCUGGACACGCCCUCAUGACGCGCACAUGUGCGUCUUUAAAAAGGUAGAGAUCUAUUGGAGAGACGUUAGAAUGUGAACAGAGUGGUUCAGCACUUUGUCUUAAGAGAUAUUCAACCACACUGGACAGUCCUUUACCAGGUGAAACGGAAAUAAAAACUAAAACUCUGAGGCACCUUCUUGACUUUUGAGGCCAAAUAAAAAUGGAGAAUAAGACAGAAUAAUAAUAGUAAUGUUUCCCUGAGACAGAUGGAAGUAGAUGGUGAGGGUUUAAGGGAGCCGCUGCCAAGCAGAGUCCCCCCCCCCCACCCCCCCCUGAGCUCCUCGCUGUCAGUCAAGAACCUUGCAAUGAAGCAAAAAGGGAGUCACGACUCCCGCCAAACAUUUCAGAUUACUGAAAGUUUCUAUCCAAAGUGUCAGUGAGGCUGUAGCCGUCCAAGGCGGCUGGCCGUUAUAUUUAAAUAAAAACGGGCGCAGCAGCAAUUCCUCGCAGGUCCCACCAUCCCUCAGCCGGGAGCCGCCGCCGUGCGACGCUCCGGUGAGAAACGUCAGACCGACAGGAAGCCCCUCGCCGCCCCGCAGUCCUUCCCACAAGCACGUCACAGACUCUGUGGGCUCGCAUCACACGACAGGGAGGCGGCGCCGCCACCGCCGCCGCUCACACCCUGAGACCUGGAACGUACGGAAACGUUCAAAAUCAGAGCACUUAUGUUUGCAGACAAUGAACCGCGCCCUCCUGCUCGCCCCGUUGAUCUCGUCCCAGAGGUCCACAAGUACACGAAUCCAAAAGAACCCGUGGAGCUGAGAGACGACGGCCAUGAGUAUUUUCAAAAAUCUGACAUUUUCAACAUGAAAAAAGGCAAGUCAGCUAGAAGCACCUUAUUUUCUUACUAUAUAUAAAUAUAUAUAUAAAUGACUUGUGCUCGAUCGUGUGCCACAACCUUUACAGAGAAGAAGCUCUUCUGAAGGAAAUCAAACCAACGACCUUGACUGUCCGCGUUAAUGUAGUCACGUCAGACAUCUCCCUCCGUUCUGAACUCGACCAUUUACCUGCGACACCGUUUGGCCCCGCCCCCAGCGUAGGCCUACGCUCCGAGGCGCCGGGCGCACCGACUCCAGCUCCACUAGGAGUCCGUAGAGUUAAGGUAGCAGCAUCAGGGCCUAACUGGACCGUUAAAACACCAGAGACUAGAAACUAGAGCUCCACUCGCCGAAAAGCUACGUCUAGCUUUUCUAGAGACAUGAUGCGUAACUGCUUUCAACUUUUGACAUUAGUACAGACAAGAUGUAAAGAUGGCUUUUUUUUUUUUUCUCCUCCGUGGCGAGCCAGAGCGUGAUCCGUUCUGCACGACGCCUCGAUUCGCUCGCCACACACACACACACACACACACACACACUGAUGCAACAACACACCCAUCCACCCACGCACCACAUUCACAGCCAUGCGUCGCAUUCUCUCUGCCUCUGUGCUGAAGUUUUCUCCUUUUUUCCCCCCGUGCCGUAGACGGAGGUAAGGGGAAAGAGAAAAGGCGUGAGGCCGGCACGCAGACACGCGACACGCGGCACACAUGGCAACGACACGCGGCACACAUGGCAACGACACGCGGAUACAUAGUUGUUGAUCUAGUUAGUCAUGGUUCACAGAGAAUCACUUCAACUCAUGUAGCGUCCCGUUUUCGUCCUCGUCUGUUUUAGUUUGAUAGAUAUUGAUCAAUUUUUUUUUCUCCUCCUUGUUAUUCUAACAGCCCCGCCCUCCUUCUGUUACCCCCCCCCCCCUCUUUAUUCACUUCUUCUUCUUCUCUGCCUCGGCGCUCUUCAGUCCUCUGAGCAGCGCUCACAUCCUCACACACAAACACAACGAUGACACAGAUUAACCCCUUCUAUCCCCACAUUUCUCUCUCUGACUCUGUUAGCCCCUUUAGGAAUGUCUUAUUUUAAAUUCUUUUUUCUCCCCCCCCCCCCCCUACAUCCUUUUUUCUCUCUUCUCUCUGGGCUGCCCCGCCCUUAAUCAACCCGAUUAACAGUAAAGGUUAUAUUAACGUUGAUAAUCAGUUUUCUGUAUGUAUCUAGCCAGAGUGGAAAGAAAAAAAAAUCUGAAAAAAAAAAAAUCAAAACUGUUUUAUUCAAUUGUGCAAAUGUGUUUUUCUUACUAUUUUUAAUGGUAUUACAUCUCUAAUCUUAACCUUCUACCAUCGCUUCAGUUAGUACUGAAUACGCUUAGCCAACCUAGAGAUUUGAACUGUAACGAUCGCCAUUCUCCUUACCUGUAUCUAUAUGGCAUCUUUAGACCACUUCACCGUUUAUGUAUGUGAGUUAAGUAUUGCCCGCUUUAUUCUCAAAUUGAAAAUCGUCGUAUGCAUAAUGUUUGAUUCUUACGAUAUCCCUUAAAAAAAAAAAAAA